AUGACCCUGAAGUCCGGAGAGCAGCAGAAUGAACUUGCUGUGGAUCAGACUGCUUUCCAGAAGGCGUUGCUGCAAGCGUUAAGGAAGCAGACCAGAUCUUCAAAUGUGACGGAGGAGUUUAUGGCGGGGCUGGAGUCACAUAUUGAAGAUCGGGAAUAUUCAGGAAUUGUCUUCUUCCAUGUGGACGAUCUAAUAAGGAGGAGGAGGGUAAUCCGGCCUUCAGGUCAUUUCAUGACAGCCUCAUCAAGAUCCUAUUGGGAAGUGAGACCUUACAGGGGCCUUUGAUAAACAUGCUGUUUGAGAAGAUCCCGGAAUUUCUGUAUGACAGUGUCGGCAGUGACGGAAUCAGCAUUCCUCGUCUAAUCAUCAAUCAGCUGAAAUGGCUGGAUCUGGUUGUAAGCAGCAAGGAUCUGACUUCUAAGAUCAUGCAGCUGAUCCUGGUAUCCCCGGCUGAUGUCCAGCAACACAUCAUCAGCAGCCUUCCCGAAAUCCUGGAGGACUCUGAGCACAAUGAUGUCGCUAAGGAGCUCAGCUCUCUCCUCCAGCAGAAUUCCCAGCUCACUGUCCCCAUUCUAGAUGCCUUCUCCGGCCUAAACCUGAACACCGAGCUUCUCACAGAGGUUCGCCAAUGGGUGAUGUCUACACUGUCCGCUGUGGACCUAGAAGUGGUGCCAGUUAUAGUGAAGUUCGUCCUUCAUACGGUCACCCCGACAGAUGCAGUGGAGGUCAUUUCUGAGCUCCGCCAGAAAUUGGAUGUGGAGUGUGUGUGUUUCUCUUUCACAGCUACCUGCCAUCAGAGUAAAUAGCAAAGUCCUGCAAAGAGGU
Messenger RNA from Staurois parvus, 825 nucleotides. The record is from the annotation of a GenBank genome assembly. Lineage: Eukaryota; Metazoa; Chordata; Amphibia; Anura; Ranidae.